UAAUAUCAAGUGUAAAAAUGGUUGUAUGGGCUAGUACCCAAACAGAGAGGUGAUUCCACAUACAGCGCCAUUCAUUGCAACUCAUUACGAGCGCGUUCCGAAAUCAGCUAUCAGCGCCAAAAACCACUCAUCAAAAGCGAGUAAAUUUGGGAGCCUAUUGGCCCUUUUCCAUCGGCUAAGACUGUGAUUGGCUAUUUGUCCUGACUUGACAUAGGCAUGAAGGAAGGACACUACAAGCUUGAACAUUACCAUCUCCUCUUUACAUCCACCGCGCUUGAAAAGUGUACAUUCCACACAAACGUAUGUGCAUACAUGGAUAUUAAUGUAUGACGUUUGAUUGCUUGACUUGAAAUAUAUUAUUUUACUUUUCCACCGCCUGAUAUCGCGUGUUAUUAUCUAUUAUCCGAGGUCUCAUUUUUCGUUUUUUUCACUCGAAUCUUAUUUCGCUUUUUUGUAAAACCCUGACUUCACAAUGGAGAGCAUAUUUCACGAGAAGCAAGAAGGAUACCUUUGUGCGCAGCAUUGUCUCAAUGCUCUUCUGCAGGGUCCAUACUUCAACGCUGUAGAUCUUGCAAAUUUGGCAUGUCAGAUGGACGAGGAGGAACGCCUCAGAAUGGCUGAAUCAGGCAUCGACAGCGAGGAGUAUCAGUUGUUUCUGGAGCAACCAUCGGGAAACAUGGAUGACAGUGGGUAUUUUUCGGUGCAAGUCAUAAGCAGUGCUCUUAAAGUGUGGGGUCUUGAAUUAAUUCCUUAUAACAGCACUGAAGCAACAGCCCUAAUGGCCCAGAACGAUCCUUCAGACAUGAAUGCAUAUAUUUGUAACUACAAGGGCCACUGGUUUACUAUCAGAAAACUUGGAAAACAAUGGUUCAACUUAAAUUCAAUGUUGAGCGGACCACAACUUAUAUCGAACACAUAUUUGGCUAUGUACCUAGCACAGCUGAUGCAGGAGGGUUACUCAAUUUUCAUUGUUAUCGGUUCUUUACCUGAAUGUGUGGCAGAGGAUGUAAUUACGAAAAAUCCAAUAACAGCAACACCGAGAGUAAAAGCGAGAUCAAAUGAUUGUGUAGGAACUAGUGGUAUGGGGUAUCGUUUAGGUUCCAAAGAAGAGGAAGAUGCUAAAAUUUUGAAAACUGCUUUAGCCUUAGGAGAAGUUAAAGUUCCAAAUUCAUGCGUACGUCUAGCUUCAACAUCAUCAAUAGCAACGGCAGUCAGUAGAAUGAGCCAAAAAAAUCAUUCAGAUAUUGCAUCAGAAACUGGAAAACCAAGAGAAAGAAUAAUACCAAUCAGAAUUGAGGGACGUGAUCAACCUACUGUAGAAGAGGAGGAUGAUGCUGACUUACAAAAAGCAUUAAAGUUGAGCUUACAGGAUGCUAAUGUAGGUGUUGACGAAUCUUCGAAUCUUAGAUUGGAUCCAAGUAAUGAUAAGGCAGACAAAUAUUUACCCAAUUCCAAUGAGGAUACGGAUGAAGACGAGGAUUUGAGAAGGGCCUUGCAAUUGAGUCUAGAAUGUAUGACCACACCAUCUACUCCUGAUCCUGAUGAUUUACGCUGGCGUCGAUUGGCCUUCUUAGGAAUACACAACAGCGAUUCUACUCAGAAGUUGAAUACGUAACAAUAAUUCUGUGAAUUGUUAUUUUUUUUUGCUUUUUUUUUUUAUUAAAUCUGUUAUCGAUUGAAAUUCAAUAUGUAAAGUAUAAUUAUCUAAUGAACCAAGUGGAGUGAUCUUGUCACUUUUUAUAACUAAUGAACUAAUAAAACUAAUAAAGUUUACUACAUUAUAAUUUAAUCGCGUUUUUUCAUUAAUUUAUUCUAGGUUUGUUAACAAUUCUAACUCAAACACGUUUAUUGUAAUAAUGAAUAAUUCUGAACAGACGUUUAAGACCGAGCCUUGUGCGGACAAUAAUGCCAGAAGAUGAUUCAUGCAAUUAGUUGGAUUCUGUAAUACAUCUUCUGGCAUUAAUGCUGCGUGAAAAAAAAACUUUGUAUCCAGCGUUAUAUGCAGCAUUAUGCUAUUUGCGGAAUUUUCGUGUCAGUGAUGCAUAGGCAUUGAUGAUAUUCAUAAUGAGUGACAUUUAGUGGUUGGUCUGUUGGUAAAUACUGAGUAUAGUGAGCUCUGAGAUAGUACCUUUACAUCCCAGUAAUAUUUCUAAAAGCUUAGUGCACACUGCUCUCUCAGUGCGUUGCAUACACAUAAGUGAUAUUAAAUCAUAUGUCAGGUAUUCACACUGUAUAAACUUAAUAUGGACCAUGAGCGAUUAACCAAUUAUAUGAUGGCUUUACAAGAGAAACCCCCUACCUAAUUCUGACCAUACCACAGAAUGAAAUCACGGAACAGAAUGGUGGAAAGUAACUCGAAUCCUCGUCUCGCUCAUCUCUUUGACAAUUACUUACGACGUUCACUCCGUUCCAUCUGCAGAAUUGAUGUGAGAUUUAAAUAAUUAAAUAUCAGAACUACACCUGUAAUUACAUCGAUGAUUUGUAACAUUGAGCCGCACCACCAUCGAUUCAAUAGAUGUGUUGACUGACUGUUGAGCUAGUUAUGCGAAUCCCAGAAAGUAAUACUAUCGAUCCUGUAUUUCGUUUCGUUUUACUUUUCUCUAAUUGGUACGGAACAAAUCGAAACUUCGUAAUGACUAGUUUGUAUUUCAUUGCAGCGAUAUUUACAUUCAUGAGGUAUGUAAGUAUGGGAGGUUCUAUUUACACUGUUAACGAGUUUAAAUAGCUACAAUUUAUUUUAAUUCCGUUUCGUAAUUCCAUUCAAAUUUGCCACAUGCAAGAAUUCAACUAUUGCAUAGAUUUAUUCAACAAAGUAUCUAUUUAGAUGCAUUUUUUAUGUACAAGACCUUUACAGUUUAUCCAUUCAAUACAGGGCUAAAGUUAUGUUCACUGAUCUAUUGAAAUCACCACGGAUUUUCGUUUCACCACUCUUAUUAUUAGGACACUAUUUUUUUUUUGGCAACUAAUGUUUUUCAUUCUGGAUUUAUUUUAGAUUUGAUUAUACUCCCUAUAUUGUAGCGCUACGCCAACAGUGAACAGACAAACUGAAUAUACAUGAUUUCUCCCAGAUUUAAUGGUAAACUUUAUAAUGUGAUGCAAUGUUUCUUUGAUAAAUCAAAUCGCAUAAGCGACAAACAAAGUUAUA
Molecule: messenger RNA, 3145 nt
Organism: Neodiprion fabricii
Lineage: Eukaryota; Metazoa; Arthropoda; Insecta; Hymenoptera; Diprionidae
Product: ataxin-3-like
Exons: 5
Coding region: 473-1615 (380 amino acids)
Biological process (GO): protein deubiquitination
Cellular component (GO): nucleus
Molecular function (GO): cysteine-type deubiquitinase activity
Source: RefSeq, a predicted model, not a curated record